CCUGACAUCAUCUGGUUUAGAUGAGCGAUUCCAGAUGUAUUUUCCCUUUGCUGAAACUUUUCCCCCUCCUAAACUCCGAGCUCCCGUCGCACUUCCUCAAACUGCAGACUAUAUAACUUCUCACACAGUGACCUACUUCAUCGCAGGGAAACUACUGGUCAAAGGAAUUCAUUCGACACCUCUCCAAGUCUACGACCAAGGUAGAACUCCCCAUUUUUUCAAUGUCUUAAAUCUGCAAACGUUUGUUGUUGCCUUAAUGCCUACAUUAUUUUCCACGCAGUCAUUUUGUAGAACUAUGUUCAUUAGAACUUUCAGUUUCACUUGGGAUUUUAUGUUUCAAUAAAACAAUUUACCACAUCGAAUUAGUUGUUAAAAAUAACAUUUGUAUUCACUGCGUUUUGACUAAGAGUAAGCCUCGUUUGUUUUAUAGGGAAAACAUUGCAGAGCGUAUAGGACUAAGUGUAUAGGACUAUAUGCUGUUUGCAACAAAUAAUUCACUUUGGUCAUGGUGUAGCCAAACAUUUAUCAAAGAAAUGAAACUAUUCUCAAGUUAACUAUGAAACCUUUGUAGCCUGUAUAGCCUACAUUAAUUUAUAGCACCAUGAAACAAUGGGAAUAUUAGACAUUGAGUAAACCAUAAGCUCCUAGCAUUAUUACUGUGCAGUAAAGGUUCAUACAGUAACAUGAAGUUCCCUAUGAACGAUCUGAGGAAUUUCCCAUAGAACAUAGAGAUGCUGUGUGUUUUGUUAUGAUACCUCUUAAUAAUGAGCGGGAAACCAGAAAAACAUUAACUGAAACCCAAUAUACUUCAGCUCUCUUAUUGAUGUUACGUUGUCAGUAUGAAAGUCAACACCCAUUUUUGUAUUUAUACUGCAAAUAGUGACCUUCUUUGUGUUUGUCUAGACUCUUAGGUGCUGCCACAAUAUUUUAAUUUAGAAAUAUAAUGCAUAAUGCCAUUAUCUCAUUUUCUAUAUCAAUGUAAUAUGUAUUAUACAUCAAUGACUAAAGCAGCCCUUUUGUCUUUUCCCAGAAUGCUGCUGUGUGGUUGUGUACUGCUGCUCUUGGGCUCAGUCCUAGCCCAUCCCCUGGACAAGAUGUCACUGGAUGCACAGUGGGACUCCUGGAAGACCACCCACAUGAGAGAGUAUAAUGGUCUAGUGAGUGUCUGUCUGUCUUUCUGGCUGGCUGGCUAACUGCUCCUCACAUUUAUGCAGUGCUUUUUCUUUCAAUUCUGCCUGUUCCUCCUCCUAAGGUUGGCAAUUACAGAAAGAUUACCUUAACUUGGAUAACAAAUACUCAUGAUUUUUCAUAUUUGCUUUGAUGGUGAAAAAUACUUUUGAAUAUCAAAGCCAUUCAUCAUCAUGAAAUUAGUUAUUAUAUAGUAUGUCACUUAGACGUAUGAGAACACUGUUAUCUUUAUGUCAACAGUUUACAAACUAUUGUGGAAAACUUCUGUAUGUGUUGUUCUUCCUUGAAAUGGUUUGUUAUGAUACCCUGCAAGCAAGAAAAGCAGGAAACAUGAGAAUUAAUCCUCCGUUUAGAAUUUCAACUUCCUUGUUUUUACAGUAAAGAGUUAUCAGCCAAGAUGUUAGGAACACAAGUAUUUCAGUGCUAUAGCUAACUUGACCUUACAAGACUACGUUUGGGCCUUAUUGAAGAGCUCACUGCUUCAGGAUGUGAGUGUCCCACAAUCUGUGGUCAGCACUCAGCACAUUCCUCAGCAGUCAGCAGAAAACACAGAACAGCACGUUUUCCCCUACUACACGUUGAAUCAUUAUUCCUAACACACAGUAAUGAGUGAUCGAAGGCACUGUAAAGAAUUGACAAUAAAUAUUUUCCUAACUAUGUUUCACCUCCACCAUUUUGUGUCUAUAUGAACCAGUUCAUUUGCACUGUAGAGACUGUGAGCACCGGAACCAAAUAACACAUGAAAGGCCAGCUGUAUGAUUGACACCCGUGUUUUGUUGAUGUUUUCAUGGUAGGGUGAGGAGGUGAUCCGUAGAACCAUCUGGGAGAAGAACAUGCGUCUGAUCGAAGCCCACAAUGAGGAGGCCGCUCUGGGGAUUCACUCGUACGAGCUGGGCAUGAACCACCUGGGAGACAUGGUGAGUUAGUGAGCCACAUCCUCUAUGGGCGUUUUUUUUAGCAUGCAUGGAGAAAAAGCAACAAAAAAAGGGAGGGUCUAAAAAAGGGUCUAAGUAACUCCAUAUGAAAACAUAUGUCUGGAAUGUUAUGUUUAAGGGAAACUAUUUCGUGUUUGCUGUCCUCGGUUAUCCUUUCUAAUCAGUGUCUCCCUACUGUCCACAGCUUAUCAUUUUGGAUAUGUGUUUCUAAUACGAACAAGAUCAAGCACAGGACAGAGUAGUGGCUUUUAGCUGAUGCAGAGCACAGCCAUCUGUGUUUUUACUCAUGCAAUGGCCUACUGAUUAAAAGGGAGGCUGUUAGGUUAGUGACCAUUAAAUCUACCCCUAGCUGUGACAUGUAUGUCAGGUUGGGUCAUGAGUGAUGACUGUGUUAGCAUGAGACUUGAACUCCUUGAACGGGCUGUAGAUUAAAUUGGGAGGGAAAAGCAACCUGAUAUAUAGAUGCUUGGCUUUUACUGCUUGGCUUCUAUGCCACUCAUUAAUGCUUUGUCCAUUUAUUAUCCAUCGGAGUACCCAGAGAUCAGUUCAUCUGAGUGUCAGUUUCACUUCUAUGUUGAGAUGUGCUGUAAAUAAAAGAAGAAUGUACGGUACUUCCAGUUUCACAGAGACUAGCACUCACCUAACAUGUUUCAGCACUCAUACUCGUAUCAGGGCAUGAUGGGUUUAAAAUUAUGUAAUUAUUCUAGGGUUUUUUCAAUGUUUUUUUAUUUAAUGAUCUCCAAUGGGAUUAAUAAGCCAUUGAUCUAUCUAAAUGAUAACUGCUGGACUAUAAACAUGGAAAUACUUGUCCCUACUUAUAGUGGGUAAAUGGUUCAUAAUCUAUUGCUAUGCAUGCAUAAUUCCCUCAUCCUCAUCCCACUCCUCUCCCCAGACGUCAGAGGAGAUAGUUGAGAAGCUGACUGGCCUCCAGGUGCCCAUGAACAGGGACCGUAGCAACACCUGGAUCCCUGACAACAAUGUGGAGAAGCUCCCCAGGUCCAUCGACUACCGCAAGAAGGGCAUGGUGACCCCAGUCAAGAACCAGGUGAGAGGAUGGGAGCGAACAACAAAGAGCUGUUACUCGAGUCCAUUGUUUCCCCUAGAUGUAUUUCUUAUUUCCAAAAUGUAUUGCACAAAAAUGUUCAAUCAAGCUUAAUUGAGGCCAAAAUAAUGGUUGUAGGUAGAGGGCAACAAUCUAGGCAGAGUGUCAUCUGAAGAUUUUUAGGGGAAACACUGGGUUAUAAUUAACUCAUUUCCUAUUCCUCUUUGCUUUCAGUCAGUUAAGUCAGACAUCUUUGUUUUCUUGAGGUAGCAAAUGAUCACAGUUACAGCACAGUCACGUAACCUGUCUAGGACAAUAAAAACCCAUGGUUUGUCUAAUUGACUUAGACAAGUAAAGAAUGUGUUUGAUUAUGAAAGGUAAUUACUCAUUAUGAUCUAAAUUGGACACGAAGGCAUUAUUUAUUAUUUAUGUAAACAUGGUAUUUAGUUAAGUGGUACAUAAAGUACCCAGACUGAAAUAUGGAGUACAUCUUUGCUACCAGGGAACACUAGGAGAUCAGCCCUAGAUUUAUACCAUUCAUCUAAUGAACAUUAGGUCACUUUACAUGAGCACUAAUCGUCUGUGGUAUCAACAAAGAGCCGUCAGGUUCAGGAGGGAUGUGAUAGAUAGUGAGGUGUGAGUGCAGUAUGUCUACCCUCUAGUGGUGAAUAAGAUAACUAGACGUUCUAAGGGCAGAUGAAAAAAACAAUAUUUGCUCAAGGGCCUUUGACUCUCUGUCAAAGUGCACCUCCUUAUGGACAAAUUGGAGAAGGCAGCUCAGACCCUAAUGUAAACGUUUUAUGUCCCCUCUUUCUCAGCUCUCCUGUGGCUCCUGCUGGGCCUUCAGCUCUGCUGGGGCCCUGGAGGGCCAGCUGGCAAAGACCACAGGCAAACUGAUAGACCUCAGCCCCCAGAACCUGGUGGACUGUGUCACUGAGAACAAUGGCUGUGGUGGAGGCUACAUGACCAAAGCCUUCGAAUACGUUGAAGAAAACGGAGGCAUCGACACAGACGAGGCUUACCCAUACCUUGGCCAGGUAGGGGCAUGGUUUGGCUAACAUUGAAACAGAAUGUGACUGUCGUUUUAGUUUGUUUGCCAAACAGCCGUUUUAGUUUGUUGAAAUUACAUUUUCAGUCAGCAUUUUCUUACUAUACAUCAAGUGAGUUGGAAUGUGCUGGAUGACAUUUGCAGUUUCUGAUUGAGCUGUCACAUCACAUGCUCUUUAACCAAAACAAGCUAAUAAUCACAUGCUGUUAACCAAACAGUGCUAAAAUGUAUUUCUGUGGCCAAUUCCGGGAAGUGGUGACGUCCAUGGUCUUAUGUAUUCUCCAAUGGCCUAACUACAAACAACACAAAUACUUUGCUCACUUCCAUAUUGUUUAGUACUUUGCUUGCAUGUAAGAAACAUACCACACAGGCAAUUCUUUCUUUACCACUUCUGUAGUUGUCCAUAUUUUCCUAUGAUAUAUAGAACACACCACCACCGAUGUGCUAUGAAGGUAAUUUGUAAUUUGCUAGCAAUGUACAGUAGCAUCAACAUAGCAUCAAGACCAGCUAUAGUGGCAAGUCAGUAGGCCUGAUCACCAACAAUGACGAGACAGCCUACAGGGAGGAGGUAGGCACUCUGCCGGCAUGGUGCCAGGUAAACAACCUCUCCCUCAAUGUUAGCAAAACAAAGGAGCUGAUUGUGGACUUCAGGAGGAACCAGGCUGGACACGCCCCCAUCCCCAUCAACGGGGCUGCCGUGGAGACGGUCUGCCGUGGAUACGGUCAUCUCAGAGAAGCUGAAAUGGUCUAACCACACAGACACUGUAGUGAAGACCUCAGGAUGCUGAAGAAGUUUGUCCCUGAGGGCCCUCACAGUGUUCUACAGAAGCACCAUCGAGAGCGUACUGUCGGGCUGCGUCAAAGCCUGGUACGGCAACUCCAGCACCACGGACCGCAAGGCGCUUCAGAGGGUGAUACGUGCAGCCAAAUUCACCAUUGGGUGCACACUGCCUGCCCUACAGGAUACCUACAACACCAGGUGUCGCAGGAAGGCCAAGAAGAUCAUCAGGGACCCCAGCCACCCAAGCCAUACCCUGUUCUCCCCACUUCAAUCACUCAGACGCGGGCAGUACAGGAGCAUCAUGGCAAAAACGGAAAGACUGGCCUAUAGUUUCUACCCUCAGACCAUCAGGCUGCUGAAUAGCCACCACUAGUCAGCUACCUGCUACUCCCCCGAUCGACAUUCCCCCGCUACUCCCCCCCAUGGACAUCCCCCAGACACCCUCAACUCUCACUUACCUUACUUACCUUACCUGCUACUCCCCCUAUGGACAUUAUUUAUCCUGCUGCUAUUUCUAUUGCUGUUUUUUUAUUACCAUUUUCAUUAUUUUAUUUCACUUAGUCCUGCAUGUUGGAGCUCGAAGCCUAAGAUUUUCACUGGACCCUGCAAUCACACCUGCAACCCUGUACAUGUGACUAUUAAACAAUCUGAAUCUGAAUCAUAAAUAAACCAAUCCAUAUCUAUCACUCUGUCUACAGGACGAGCAGUGUGCCUACAACGCGUCUGGCAUGGGUGCUCAGUGUCGUGGUUUCAAGGAGAUCCCUGAGGGAGACGAGCGGGCACUGACCAAGGCUGUAGCCAAAGUGGGGCCUGUGGCUGUGGGCAUCGAUGCCACCCUCUCCACCUUCCAGUUCUACCAGAGAGGUGAGUGACAUUCUGCAUCCAAGAACCAUGGAUAGAAGAAUCAACCACUUGUAGUCUAGUGGUGUAACACAUGACACAUGCCAGUAGACUUCUAAAGCACAUGCCAUUAGACUUCUAAAGCUUGUUGAAGCUCAUUCCUUUACAAUGUUAUUUACUCAGGUGUGUACUACGACCCCAACUGCAACAAGGAUGACAUCAACCACGCCGUGCUUGCAGUGGGCUAUGGACAAACUGCCAAGGGCGUGAAAUUCUGGAUCGUCAAGAACAGGUGGGUCACAGUGCACUGGGCUUAUUCAAUGGCAUCAGGUAACACAUUUCACACUGUUGACUUGAAAUGUAUUUUUUCAAAAUCACAAUUCAUCCUCUUUAUUCUCUCUCUCUCUCUCUCUCUCUCUCUCUCUCUCUCUCUCUCUCUCUCUAACAGCUGGAGCGAGAGCUGGGGCAAUCAGGGUUACAUCAUGAUGGCACGUAACCGAGGGAAUGCGUGUGGCAUUGCCAACCUGGCCAGUUACCCCAUCAUGUGAACAUCA
Molecule: messenger RNA, 6388 nt
Organism: Coregonus sp. 'balchen'
Lineage: Eukaryota; Metazoa; Chordata; Actinopteri; Salmoniformes; Salmonidae
Source: the annotation of a GenBank genome assembly